Hordeum vulgare subsp. vulgare (domesticated barley) is the source of this 1766-nucleotide messenger RNA. RefSeq lists its product as uncharacterized. Gene Ontology annotation, molecular function: 5'-nucleotidase activity. Lineage: Eukaryota; Viridiplantae; Streptophyta; Magnoliopsida; Poales; Poaceae. The coding region runs from base 342 to 1412 and encodes 356 amino acids. The transcript is spliced from 7 exons. The record is from RefSeq and is a predicted model, not a curated record. Gene Ontology annotation, biological process: deoxyribonucleotide catabolic process.
GCAGCAACGGAAACCCUCAAAACGGCAGCACGAGAGAGGAGAAGGGGAAAAAAGGAGAGGAAAAACCCAAGAAAUCCGCCUUGCCCACUCCGAUCUCCCCCCGAUAAUUUCCCAUCGGAUUUCUUUCCGUAGCUCCCCCCCUCCCAGAUUCGCGAUCUGAGUCCGGAGGAUGCGCGGCGACCCCCUUCCACAUUCCCGCUCGCCCGGAUCACACGGAAGGCGUGGAGGAGCCUGACUGACUGACCGACCGACGGCUCGGGCACGCCGGGGAGGCGGUUCCAACCGAUCCGAUCUCGCGUCCGCAGGUUUCUGUGAUCUGGCAGGGGAAUGCGCGUGCCGACAUGGUAAGCCGAGGAGGAGGAGCCGUGCGGUCGUUGCUGGAUCGCCUGCGCCCGCCGCCGAGGGGGAGGAGGUGCCCCUUUGCCAUGCCGCCGCCGGUCGCCGCCGCCGCUAAAGGCGCCUGCUUCUGCAGCCUUGGCCACUCGGGCGCGUACGGCGAGGGGUCCUGGGCGCGGAGGAAGGGCGUCCUGGAUUUGGCGGCUGGCCGGAGGUUCGCGCCGGGCAGCGCGCUGAGCCUGAAGGGCUGCCUGGACUGGCAGGACGGCCGCAGGUUCAGGAGGGUGGAUGGUGGUGCGGUGGAGAUCAAGGCGCGGGUUCUCGCCCCGCAGCGGCAGUUCGUCCGUGAUGCGGAGGUUCGGCCGUCGGAGGAGGUGGGUGUGAAGAGUGUGGAUGGAAAUGGCGCUUACCGGCGUGGGAAGCGCCUUGAUUUUCCUGAGCAGCCUGUGCCGACCAAGAUGGUGGUUGCUGUUGAUGUGGAUGAAGUUCUUGGAAGCUUUCUUGCUGCUCUGAACAGAUUUAUCGCUGAGCGUUACGCUUGGAAUCACUCAGUAUCAGAAUACCAUGUCUAUGAGUUCUUUAGGAUAUGGAAUUGUUCUCGAGAAAAAGCUAACCUUCUUGUCCAUGAGUUCUUUACAACCCAUUACUUCAAAGAUGGUAUUCAUCCAAUCCCAGGCGCCCGAGAUGCUCUCCAAAAUCUUUCUUCAUUCUGUAGCCUGUCUGUAGUAACAUCUCGCCAGGAUGUAAUAAAAAAUCACACAUUAGAGUGGAUUGAGAAGUUUUAUCCAGGCUUAUUUGAGCAGAUUCAUUUCGGGAACCACUUUGCCCUGGAAGGUCAAUCAAGGUCAAAAUCAGAGAUUUGCAGAUCUUUUGGUGCUCAGGUUUUAAUAGAUGAUAACCCGAGAUACGCUUUAGAAUGCGCUGAGGAUGGCAUGAGAGUUUUGCUCUUUGAUUACGAUAACACGUAUCCCUGGUCCAAAACUGGUGUGGAUCAAUCACAUCCUCUGGUGACAAAGGUUCAUAACUGGCAGGAGGUUGAGCAGAAACUUCUCUCGUGGGUAGCACCUGAGAGUUGACAUUCUUCUUCAUCCGGUGUGAUGAGCAGAAUUAUGCUCAAGCACACAAGAAAGAGGUCGUUGGUUCCCUUUCAACAUCUCAUACAUGAACAUGUCAAGGGUAAGAUAGAAAACGCAUAUCUUUGUUUGAGAGAAUGACGAUUGAACAUCGCCUCACUGCAAUAUGCUGGGUGUAGGCCUGGAAGACAAUCAGACUCAGUCUAGCAUGCCCUGAGAUGAUUGAAGAUAUGCUCACACAGUCACGCUUCGAAGAUGUAUUCUUUUUCAGCAUGUUAGCUUCUGUGGUACUGUGGUGUAUAUACUGCCACUGCUAUAUGCAUUUGUUGAAUCAAAAAGUUGAUAUAAUUGAUCUGA